Stegastes partitus (bicolor damselfish) is the source of this 725-nucleotide messenger RNA. RefSeq names its product major histocompatibility complex class I-related gene protein-like. The record is from RefSeq and is a predicted model, not a curated record. Gene Ontology annotation, biological process: immune response. Lineage: Eukaryota; Metazoa; Chordata; Actinopteri; Pomacentridae. The coding region runs from base 21 to 725 and encodes 234 amino acids. Gene Ontology annotation, cellular component: external side of plasma membrane. The transcript has 2 exons.
UUGUCACACCUCCUGUCAAAAUGACUGAACUUCAUUCUGUCUCUGGUUUACUACAAUCUCUCUCCUUCCCAGGUGUUCACGUAUUUCAGCAGAUUUCUAGCUGUGAAUUGGACAGUGAGACUGGAGAAGUUCAUGGAUAUCGACGGUUUGGUUAUGAUGGAGAAGAAUUCAUAUCACUGGACUUGAAGACACUGACAUGGCGGUACACAGAGAAAGCUUCCAGCUUCAAGCAAAAUUGGGACCCAGGCAAACAUCGAUUACACUUCAGUGAAAAUUUACUCACCGACAUUUGUCCUCAGUGGUUGAAGGACUAUUUGAACUACGGGAGGAGCUUCCUGGAGAGAAAAGAUCUUCCCUCAGUGUCUCUCCUCCAGAAGACUGCCUCCUCUCCGGUCACAUGCCACGCUACAGGUUUCUGCCCCGACAGAGCCGACUUGUUCUGGACCAAAGAUGGAGAGGAGCUUCAUGAGGACGUGGACAAAGGAGAGAUCCUCCCCAACCAUGAUGGAAGCUUCCAGAUGAGUGUUGACCUGAAGGUUUCAUCCAUCGCACCUGAAGACUGGAAGAGAUACAACUGUGUGUUUCAGCUGUCUGGUGUCAAAGACGACAUCAGAACCAAACUGGACAAAGCAGUGGUCAUGACCAACGGGGGUAAGUUGGUCAGAAUGCUGGAGUCUGGAAAUGAAACAUAUUUGUCAUUGUGCUGCAGUAGAGAUGAAAUCUGA